GGCUCUGGCCGUUUUACCCCGGACAGGUGACCGCGGCGAAAUAGGCCGCGGGCCAGAUGUGGGGCGGGAGGGCCGGGGCCUUGCCCCGGGUGUGGGGGUUGUGGCCGCCCGGGGUCCUCGGAAGGAGGCCGCUACGCUGCAGUGCUGCGUCGCUAGCAGGAAGCAGCUCCCCCCAGUGCUGGAACUGCGGCGGCCCCGGGGGCCCCAUUCGCGAGGACGGGUUCUUCUGCCCACAGUGCCGGGCGCUGCAGCCACCGGACCCCACUCGAGACCACUUCAGCCUCAUGGACUGCAAACGUUCCUUCAAUGUUGACACUGCAAAGCUCCAGCAUAGGUACCAGCAGCUACAGCGUCUUGUCCACCCAGAUUUCUUCGGCCAGAGGUCUCAGACUGAAAAGGACUUCUCAGAGAAGCAUUCGACCCUGGUGAAUGACGCCUAUAAGACCCUUCUGGCCCCCCUGAGCAGGGGACUAUACCUUCUAAAGCUCCAUGGAGUAGAGAUUCCUGAAGGAACAGAUUAUAAAAUGGACAAUCAAUUCCUCAUGGAAAUAAUGGAUAUCAAUGAAAAACUCGCAGAAGCUCAAAGUGAAGCUGCCAUUAACGAGUUUGAAUCUAUUGUCAGAGCUAAACAGGAAGAACUGACUGACAAUUUGAGCAGAGCCUUUGAACAAGAUGAUUUUGAAAAAGCCAAAGAAAUUUUAACAAAGAUGAGAUACUUUUCAAAUAUAGAAGAAAAGAUCAAGUUAAAGAUGAUUCCCCUCUAAUUGUUGCUGAUUUUUUUAAAAAUAAAGUUCUUAUUUAUUUCUUUUCUGGCUUCUGCUAGAUUACUUUAA
This is a messenger RNA of Myotis lucifugus (little brown bat), 833 nucleotides long. It is a transcript of the gene HSCB, whose product is annotated as HscB mitochondrial iron-sulfur cluster cochaperone. Gene Ontology annotation, biological process: protein complex oligomerization; [2Fe-2S] cluster assembly. Gene Ontology annotation, cellular component: mitochondrion. The transcript has 6 exons. The coding region runs from base 57 to 764 and encodes 235 amino acids. The record is from RefSeq and is a predicted model, not a curated record. Gene Ontology annotation, molecular function: ATPase activator activity; protein-folding chaperone binding. Lineage: Eukaryota; Metazoa; Chordata; Mammalia; Chiroptera; Vespertilionidae.